Medioppia subpectinata is the source of this 651-nucleotide messenger RNA. The record is from the annotation of a GenBank genome assembly. Lineage: Eukaryota; Metazoa; Arthropoda; Arachnida; Sarcoptiformes; Oppiidae.
GUCUGGCGAUUCCCAUAUCUGGCGCAGAAGAAUGGCGGAGCCGUCGAAGGGAUACCCGUUUUCUACUUAGAGUUAGCCAUCGGUCAGCGGUUACGUAAGGGUGCGAUCGGGGCCUGGAAUCUCAUCUCAGUCUACGGGGGAGGCAUUGGGAUCGCCAGCGCUGUCGUGUCGUUCAAUGUGGCCCUCUAUUACAAUACAAUCAUCGCGUGGUGUAUAUUCUACUUCUAUCAUAGCUUCCAAAACCCACUUCCAUGGAGUGAUUGUCCGCCCAAGAAGUUAGGCAACGACUCUUAUAUGAGGCCAACAGAAUGCGAGUCCAGAAGCGAACUUCCGAUCGGAGAGAAGUUGGAGUUAAGGGAACUGAAGGGUCGACUAGUGAUGGAAAACGGGAGACCAUUAAGUUAUGGCACAACUAAUGUCGCCUUUGAAGACGACGACGAAAAUACUAGCAUUGAUAGCAAUAUAUCACCGUCAAAAAUAAUGACCGCAGACAUGGCUGUGGCCGACGAUAGGGCACCGUUUCAGGACCCAGAAGACGGUCGGGAGUCGUGGGACAGCAAAUUGCAGUUCAUGUUAGCCACCAUUGGAUACGCUGUGGGACUCGGAAAUGUAAAUUAUGGUGAUUUCUCAUUUACGCCACUUUUGAUUUGC